This is a messenger RNA of Funneliformis geosporum, 342 nucleotides long. NCBI's taxonomy places the organism in Eukaryota, Fungi, Glomeromycota, Glomeromycetes, Glomerales, Glomeraceae. The record is from the annotation of a GenBank genome assembly.
AUGUCUGCAUCAUCAACUACUACUCAAUCAAAACCACCUUUACGUUCAGAAAGAAAUCUUUGUUGGAAAUUACGGGAUGAAUAUUUUGAAUGUUUGGAGAAAAUUACGCCAUUAAUCAAUAACAAUACAUCAAGCGGCGGGGAUAUUAAAUUAAUUGUUGACCCAAUUUUAGUGCAAGACAAUGACGAAAUACAAAAAUUAGUAAAAAAAUUUAAUUGUUGGAAGAAAAAAGAAGAAUAUGAAAAAGCUUGUAUAACUAGUUGGGUUGAAUAUUUUAAUACACGAAGACAAUUAGAACUUAAACAACGUGCAGAAAAUAUUAAGGAAACUGGAAAAAUCUAA